AUGGAUGAAACGCAACAAUCAACAAGCAUAUUCCCGUUCAAACUUAUCCCCAUUUUGAACAAGACAAUCGGUUCAGCGAAAACUAUGAGCGUUGUUUUAGAGAAGAUGAACAAAGCGUUUGCCCAAGCACCUUUCUUCACCAUUAAAGAAUACGAAAUCGUGCAAAAAUCUUCCGAAGCUGCUGUUAAACGUUUGCGAGUUCCACAACAUUUUAACAGUCCACAGUCUGAUCCAUCACACACUUUCAGUCAAUACGUUUUAACAAUGCAAUGUCCAUGGACACUUCGUAAGGUGACCAAACGCGGUAAAGUUGGACUAAAACAUUCAAAGCUAGUAAAACAGUUAAAUCCAGUAUUAGAUUUUAAUGCAGCUUUAUCACAAGCAUAUGAACGAAGGAUAACUUUGUACCAAGUGCUUGCAGCCCGUCAAGAAGGCCUAUAUGUUUUGUAUAAUGAGAAACACAACGGCAUGCCAGCUUUCAAAGAUAUUCUUGAUAAAAACCCGGAUAAUACGCGUACACUGAUUAAUAUCACCUCACCAGUCACUUUGAAAGUAGUUGCUAUCCAGUGGGAUUACUUACCAUCUUCUGAUGUAUUCACGCCAAGUCCACCGAAGGCACAAUGGUUGAGUGCAAGAGGAAUGGCUUUGCAGGCUUAUCAAGAGUUCUGCCAAUUUAAAAAUCAUCUUGGCCACGUACAUCCUCUGUACACAAUCUUCUGUCUUGCCUUCCGCCGAGAUUUCAACAUCCUACGUCCUUUUUAUGAAGUUUCAUUGCGAAGAAACAACCCCUCACUGUUGCAUAUUGGUGUAGCUAGCUUUUCGACGCAACCAUAUAUGGAAAGAAGAUAUGGAAUGUUUGACUUUGAAACACUCAUGACGAAACGUGGUCUUAGCGAUAAAUUAUUAAGAUAUAGCCCAUUUCGUGAUGAUGGCAAAUUCAUUCGACGUGAAUUAAAAUCAUUUGCUUAUCGAUUGGUAAAAAUAACAUAUAGAAUCGAAUCUCAAUUACUUUGCAAGUAUUACCGUCGUGAUCGUGAUGUCAAAAUGGACAGAGAGCUGGAGAAUUUUGUUAAUGAACUAUCUGUUGAUGGUAUUGGACAAGAUGGUGGCAAAAGAAAGUUCACCGGAUUUCCUUCAUCAUUUCGUUCUCGGCACAAACUGUCACUGUUUAUCAUUAGAUUUUUGUGGUAUAAUAUCAUACAUGCUACAGUUAAUUAUGUGCUUUCUCCUACGUUUUUACCAAUGCUGCCAGUGAAACUGCACAAAGACACAGUUCCAUAUGCAUCUGGGAAGUAUGCACAUUUCUUGUGA
Molecule: messenger RNA, 1311 nt
Organism: Hydractinia symbiolongicarpus
Lineage: Eukaryota; Metazoa; Cnidaria; Hydrozoa; Anthoathecata; Hydractiniidae
Exons: 10
Coding region: 1-1311 (436 amino acids)
Biological process (GO): lipid oxidation
Molecular function (GO): metal ion binding; oxidoreductase activity, acting on single donors with incorporation of molecular oxygen, incorporation of two atoms of oxygen
Source: RefSeq, a predicted model, not a curated record